This is a messenger RNA of Staurois parvus, 349 nucleotides long. The record is from the annotation of a GenBank genome assembly. Lineage: Eukaryota; Metazoa; Chordata; Amphibia; Anura; Ranidae.
GCUUGUACCUCCAUCUGCAAGCUCCGUCUCCUCACCAGUGAUUGGGCACCAGAACUCAGGAAAGGCACACAGGCGGCCAAUCACCUGCGAGGAGGCGGAGCUUGGAGAGGAGGAGCCGAGCGGCAGCGCGAAGAUCGAGUGAGGGAGCGACCGGAGCAAGUGAAGAAGACAGCUGACUGGUAAGUAUGCUGGCUGUGGAUGGGAGAGGGAAGGAGCCUAGACUAGAGCAGGGGUCAGCAAGGUAAGUGUCAUUGGUGUCAGUGGGAGGAAUAGUGCCCCAUCAUUGGUGUCAGUGGGAGGAAUAGUGUCCCAUCAUUGGUGUCAGUGGGAGGAAUAGUGCCCCAUCAUU